AUGGAAUCUCAGUUGUACGAAGGCUUCCACAGCUCGCAAAGACUAGUGGACGAAUUCAACAUGUUGCAAGAUAAUCAGCCCAUCUCCUUCACGGAGAAGGACAGCAGCGACGAGGAAUCUACAGCAGAGGAAUCGCAGGAGCUGCAAGAGGUCAAGCACUCGCAUGCCGUGCAUCACAGCGCAGUAGUGGUGCGAAACAUCGACGUUCUUAACCACAUAUUCGGGACCCUGGGCGGAAAGGACCGGCUAGCGAAGAUUCUCAAGUAUGUGCUGGACCUCGUCAAGCUCUUCGUAUCGCGCAGCCGGAUCGGUAUCACGCGCUGGGACCCACAGGUGCUCGAGCACUACUCCAAGGUCCUUGCGCAGCUUAAUCUGCGCCUCCUCUUGAGGCACCCGGCUACCAUCGCCAAAAUAAUGGUAGUCGCGGGUCUGCGCAACUUCGAGGCCAAAGCCUCCUUGGUGAGCUCUAACCUAAGUCUUUUCAGGCAAAUCCUCAGGUUCGGCGGCACGCCUUUCCGCGUGGCUGCUCUUUGGAGCAAGAUCAAUCUCACCACGCAUCAGAUCGCGGCAGCGCGCGCCAAACCUGCAUCAGCAGCCGACAGCCAUACGCUCGCGGUGAUCAACAAGCUUUGGCUGAACGAAGCCUCCCUGGGGGAUUUCAUAGACCUGUACUACGGAGUGAUGGACGAGCUUAUGCUCCUCCACAAGUUCAAGGUGUGGCACCACCCUGGCCUGUACACAUGGGUUGCAAAGCACGAGUCUCUCUCCUGGUACUACGAUAUUAUGCUAGGUUUGAAAAAAAACUGGUGUUCUCUACAGCAGCUAAACCGUGCGCAGCUUGAGCUCAGCAUUCAAGAACAAGUGAAGAAGCGCGCCCUGGAGCUUUCGUCAAGGCUACAAGGGAAGACUGCCUCCCCCAUUAAGCAGCAACUUCUCCAAGAUCUUCAGACUGGGCAAGAGCACAACGAUCAAUUCUCUAAGCGCAUCCGCGACAUUGAGCGCCAACGAAGAGUGGUUAUUCUGGACUUGGUUAGGCUCUCUUUUGACUUCCUCGCCGACACAACUGACGUUUUCAACUUAAAAACGCCUCCAGGGACGUAUGCCGUGCUAUCUUUGGCCUCAGGCCUCACGGGUCUUGUGAAACUCUGGGGGAAUGCUAAGAGAGAACUAUCAGAGUCUGUAGUAUAA
Lachancea thermotolerans CBS 6340 is the source of this 1188-nucleotide messenger RNA. RefSeq names its product KLTH0D09416p. The transcript has a single exon. The record is from RefSeq and is a predicted model, not a curated record. Bases 1 to 1188 code for a protein of 395 amino acids. Gene Ontology annotation, biological process: regulation of peroxisome size; peroxisome fission. Lineage: Eukaryota; Fungi; Ascomycota; Saccharomycetes; Saccharomycetales; Saccharomycetaceae. Gene Ontology annotation, cellular component: peroxisomal membrane.